Messenger RNA from Saccharomycodes ludwigii, 228 nucleotides. It is a transcript of the gene COX8, whose product is annotated as cytochrome c oxidase subunit VIII. Gene Ontology annotation, biological process: mitochondrial electron transport, cytochrome c to oxygen. The record is from RefSeq and is a predicted model, not a curated record. The coding region runs from base 1 to 228 and encodes 75 amino acids. NCBI's taxonomy places the organism in Eukaryota, Fungi, Ascomycota, Saccharomycetes, Saccharomycodales, Saccharomycodaceae. The transcript has a single exon.
AUGUUCACUGCUAGAAAUUUGAUUAGAUUAACUGCCAAAAGAUCCUUUGCUUCCACCAUGAAGACUCAAGGUGUUCACUUCAAAGACGGUGUUUAUACAAAUAUUCCAUUCAAGGUUCACAACAGAAAAAUCCCAUAUGCUAUCGUUCAUUUUUCUUAUUUCUUAGUUGGAUUUGCUGUUCCAUUUAUUGCCUCCUAUGUUCAAUUGAAAAGAUCUGGUGCUUUUUAG